AUGGGUCGCAUCUUUCUUGACCAUCCUGGAGGAACUCGGCUGUAUUCUUGCGCUAACUGUGACACUGCGUUGACAAAUCGCUCGUUGUUGACCUCGAUGGUAAGUUACGUAUGCUAAUCAAGGUUUUAGGAGAAAAAUAAUAAACACAAGACGUGGUAAGUUUAUCUCAAAUCUAUUUGUGCACAGUUCAAAGUAACGAAAAUUUUGUAAAAUGAGCAUUGUAGUUCGCGGCUUGCUCAUUGUGUCGUACAGUCGACAGCUUCAUAUGAAAUAGAGGUGACUUUAUUUGUCGUACGCGUAAAAGUGGGCUCUGUAUAUAGUUAAUCGAAAAUUGUCAGCUAAGUUUAUGAUUUGCAUUAAGACUUAAUUUAAUUCCAUGUGUCUUAGUUGGUACAUUUCAAUGUUAUUGUUACGUCGUGAUUAUUAUUAUCAAUGCCUCACUUACUGCGGUACUUUUGAAAGCUCGGCCAUGAUUAUAAUUCAAAAUAAACUGGAAUUCAAUACUGGAAGUCCUCGAAGGGAGAUUGAAUAUUGAGGCCAAUAAUAUUUGCACGACGUGAAACAUAUAAAAAACGGUCUUAAAUCAUCUUUUGUGGUUCUUGAAAAUACUUUAGGUAAACAAUUUGCUGGUAUUGAGUUUAAGUAGAGGGGGGCCUAAGAUAUUUAUGGCUGUGUGUGGAACCUCAAACAGUUAUUUUUUAAUUAAAAUAUUUGCCAACCCAGCCUGAGACCAUUCUCCUUAGUGGGGAAAUGGGCGAAUAACAGGAAUUGAGGAGGGAAAGGGGCAGUGGAUCCUGGAUGCAUUAAAAUUUGGGCAAAAACAUUGCCCAUGCAAGAUUGCACAAAGUCCACUUCUGGUUAACGUCCUUCACUCAAAAAUGUCGUCUCUGUUAGAGUGAAGACACUUAGUAAGACACGUGGUAGCAUCAAGGCACAGUAAAAGAAAAAGGCCUCACUUAUGGUUGAGGUGCAUAUUUGCUCAAAAACGCCUUUGCUUGAGGUCACCUACUAUUGAUACCACCGAUCCACCCUCCAGUAAUUUACCUGUCAUUGAAAAGUCAAUCAAGUCGUCAAAAAGAUGUUUCGGGAGAAAUUGUCCCAUGUGCAACUGCUGAAAAGGCAAAGGGAUCAUCCUGGCAAGGCUCAAGGGACAAAUGUCAACAAUACAGCAAAUCUGUCAAUGUUAAGACAUUUGACCAAUCCGAGCAAGUUACCAGUAUCUGGUAUCAUGGAUUGGCAGCAUCAAAGGCUUGUCUUCAGGUCCCACUGCCCUUCCCCUUCCCAACUGCUUUCAAUUUUUUAUACCUGUUAUUAACCUUCUUUCGCCCACUAAGAGGAUCCAGGUCCCAGGCUAAUGUCAAAGGCAGGUUAUUACUAACACAGAGUAAAAUUUUAAUCCAGGUUCCUUUUUUGAUUGCUAAAAAGGUUGGCCUUUAAGUUACUAAUAAUUAUUAAUCUACAAGUUUUAUAACAUAUUUUGUGUCAUCGCUAUACUAUACUUAUCCUAAUAAAAUACUAUUGCAAAGUUGUAUAAAUUUUUACUUAGUUGUUUUUGGUUUUGAUUCAAUCUUUAGAGGUUCAAUGGAGCCACAGGAAGAGCAUUUCUGUUUAAGAAAGUGUGAGUUAUGUGCAUCUAGUAAAAUGCCUUGUUGUUAACAGAAACCCAAAACAUUCACUAAUAUCUUACCCAGAUGCUGUAAUGUAUUAUAUUCUAGGGUGAACUUAUCAUACAGUGAAGUUCAAGACAGAGUUAUGGUAUGUGAAAAACUCUUCCUUUCCAGAAAAAACCCUAACAAAUAGACAGUGAAAAUUUUUUACACAUUUCUGCCUUGUCACCAAAGUUAAGGAACCUGAUGGAUUAAGCUAGUUCCUUAGCAGAAUAAAUAUUUUAAUUAUUGCAGUUACUUUUAUCCCUUGAAGCCUGCGGUCAAAAACCAUGGGGUACUGGUUGAUGGGUUAACCAAUAAAGAUUAAAAUUUGAGGUGCAUAAACUUUAUUAAUCACAGUGCGUGAGAGUUAAUUAUGGUUGCUUGAAUUAAAAAAUAACCUCAGGAGUUGUGAUUGUCUGGAUAAUUAGGUUUAUGUGAAAGUUAAUGUGCAUAGUUGACGUGUAGAAAUGUAUGUGACUUUCCUCUUUUCUUGAAAUAUUUGAUGUAAUUUAAUGUUUACAUUUUUUGUUGUUCUGUAGCUCACUGGAAGGCACAUGGUCAGAGAUGUUUUCUGCAAAAAUUGUGAAACAAAGCUUGGGUGGAUGUAUGUAAGUGUAAUAAUGAACUUUGAUAACAUAUAUAUAAGUAAUUUUAUAUUUAAUUAAUCAUUGUUAUAAAGGGCUAAAAAUAGUUAUUUGUAACAAUUUUUUCCUUUUCAAAAUGUAAUAUUUUACACUCCUGUAUAUUCCUUCAAAUAUCAGAAUCCAACAGUUCAGAGAUUUUUUGUUGGUCAUGAAUUCUUUUUUUUUUCUGACAGGAAUAUGCAACUGAAGAGAGCCAACAGUAUAAGGUAUUUGCCAUAAUAACAGAUAAUAUGCUGUCAUUUUAAUGCAGACCAGUGUUGUUUUACAAUGACAGCAAUUUUGUUACCUCUGCAUCUUGCAUCCCUGACACCCUCAUGCGUCCCAUAGGACACAAAGAUCAAUCCAUUGAUCUAAACAUGCAUGUGUAUUGUAAAAAUAUCCAUCCCGUUCGUGUAGUUUCUGUGGCAGUUAUAUGGCUGUUGUUUAACGAUGCUUAUUUCUUUUAGCCUUUGUUGUGCGUUAAAAUAGAAGGACUAUAUUUUGUUUCAGUAUACUGUAAUACAGAGUUUUGGAGUCUGUCUUCAUAUUAACUCAGUCUGGUUACAUAAAGGCCUGCAAGUAUUUUCAAUUUCAGACUCGUUUUUUUUUCAACUGGUACUCAUGAUUUUUCACAAGAUAACUCACCUAUGAUAACUGUUUAUAAGAAAAUCACUGCAAUGAAGCAGGACAACCAUACCUACCUGUGGUACUGUGAGGGAGUGUUCAUUAUUAAUCAGCAGCUGGGUGUCUGGUGAAUGGCAAGGGUUGGACUAGAAAAAAAAGUUUGCCUUCCCCUUGAGGGUGCAAUGGAAAAGUUUCUGCUUGGUAAAGAGGUCCAAUUAUAAAGGGGCAAAAAACUGGGACUGUUUCCCACUGUGGGGUACAAAAUGUUUUUUAUCAUAGAGGGGGCACAAGUUUUCCCAUUCUUGUCUUUUUAAUGAGUAAAUGUUAAAGCAGAAGGAGUUCACUAAAUCAGUAACUGUUAGUUAUGUUUAUUAAGAGGGGUUUUUUGUGGCGUUCUGGCUGGCCUUGAGCUGGUAGAUCAUGAUAAUAAUAAUAUUAAAAAUAAAAAUAAAAAUAAUAAUAAUAAUAAUAAUAAUAAUAAAUAUAAUAAUAAAUAUAAUGGCUUUUCUGAGGUCAUUUACUUUGCCAGUUAAUUGUAGGCAACGUGAAUCACAGUUUCUUUGACAAAAGCUUUUGCUGUUAUUUUGUUAGACUAUUAGUUAUUAGAUAACUUACUUCAUACAAAAUAUUUUUGGUUCCACAAACCAUUUAGGUGUCCCAAACUCUGUUCAAUGAACCUAAAAUUGAAAAUUUCUUUUCCUUCUUCACACUCUAUUAUUUUUAUAUUUAAAAGCACUGAUUUGUAUUAAUAUAUAUUCUGUGUGAGUUAAAAUAAGAAAUGACUUCACUCGACUUUUGCUUGUAGGAAGGUCAAGUUAUUCUGGAAAGAGCACUGGUUACAGAGAGUGAGGGAAUUCAAGAAAUUGGUGACUUUACUCCUUAAAAGCAGAACAGCUGAUUAUUGUUAUUUAAUUAAAAAAAUAACAGUGUACUUUCAUUAAUUUUUGUAGUACAUGAACAGAAAAGGUGAACUUUGUGAUAGUAACAGGACUUAAAUUACAUUUCUCAUUAUUUUUUUUAACUCAGACAAAAGGUCUUUUUUGAGAAAAAAUUAUAAGAUUUCUAUAUGGUCCUAUAAUCUGACACAUUUGGUUGUUUGUGACUGUAAGAUCCAGUGUUUAAUACCAUCUUGAAAAAAAAAAAACAAUGUUGCCUUUUCUGUCCAUUCCUGUGUUUGAAAGAAUCUGUAAGAAAGUGUAAAUAGAUCCUGCCCAUAACCAAAUUUUCUCCCUGUCCUUCUCGUUUGAUUCAUAAUUUUCAGUUUCCUUGUAAAAUAGUUCUAGAUUUUCUGUGAGCUUUAUUUAAUGACAAAGUGAUAUUAAUAUAAGAAAAAAAUAUAUAGACAUAGAGGAUAGUACAUUGCCUCUCAGAAAUACGAAAUUUCUCUUUGAUUGUUGAAAAAUAUUUCAUGAGUGAGCACAGCGAAUGAGUGAAAUAUUUCUUCAACACAAGAAGAGAAAUUAUGUAUCUCCAAGCGGCCAUGUAAUGUUCUACUUAUUAUAUAAACACCAAUGAAAUACCAAACCAUUUCACUUUAAUAGCUUUUUGUUGUGAAAGGCACAAUUUAUUUUGUAGCCAUAGCAAUGGUGAUCUUUCACGUGUGAAGAUAACGUGUUAUUUUCACAUAUGAACAUCAUGUCCUCGCACGAAAGCUCACCUGGUAUUUCAUUGUUGUUUAUACAUGUAUAAAAAAUGGCAACUAUUUUGUAAAUUAAUUUGUGUAAGAUGAAAACUCUGAAAAGGUAUUCCUCAACCAUGCAUCACAUAAUGUUAUUUAUAUAUAAAAUUUUUGCAAAACAUGACUUUGAGCCAAGACAGGCUACUUUAUGUGUUACUUGUAUGUACAUAUGGCUUUCUGUACACUAAGCUUGUAAAACUAUACACCAAUUAAAAAAAAUUGGCCC
Molecule: messenger RNA, 4800 nt
Organism: Porites lobata
Lineage: Eukaryota; Metazoa; Cnidaria; Anthozoa; Scleractinia; Poritidae
Source: the annotation of a GenBank genome assembly